Exophiala viscosa is the source of this 2148-nucleotide messenger RNA. RefSeq lists its product as uncharacterized. Bases 1 to 2148 code for a protein of 715 amino acids. The record is from RefSeq and is a predicted model, not a curated record. Gene Ontology annotation, molecular function: ATP binding; ATP-dependent protein folding chaperone. NCBI's taxonomy places the organism in Eukaryota, Fungi, Ascomycota, Eurotiomycetes, Chaetothyriales, Herpotrichiellaceae. The transcript has 4 exons.
AUGACCUCUCGCUUGAAGAGUCUAGGAUUCGGUUCCAAGCGAAAGAGUAGUGCCAACAUCCAAACCACCUCGGUCGCUUCACCCAACGGCUCCAUCUCCACCGCUGCCACCACGCCGCCUCCUCCCAAUUCCUCUCAGACGAGUCUCCCUCCAUCUAUGAAUCAGCAAGGUGCCCCUGGCAGGCCACCUAGCUAUUCAUUCAACAGCGCCCAAGGUCGUCCUCAGUCGCCUAUGCCCCCGCCCCCAAACCAGAUGGCGCACCACCCACCUCCCAUUGAUACCAGACAGAGCUACGUUGGUGGAAAUCCUCAGCUAGGCCCGCCACAACCGGCGGGAUAUGGAGGUGCAUAUAAUCAGCAGAUGGGUGCUCAGCCGGGCAUGCAACAUACACAACAAUACGCUCCUGGUCGUCCAGCCGAAGUAGAGGGCGGUGCCCGGAGUAAGGCUCAGCUUAUCGUCGGCAUCGACUUUGGAACAACGUUUUCGGGUGUCGCUUUCGCCUUCGCAACAAAUACAGAAGCAAAGGAGGAUAUAAUAACAGAAUGGCCUGGCGCAGGCAACCAAACUAAACAAAAGAUCCCAACAGUUCUUUACUACGAUCAAUACCAGAAAGUGGUGGGCUGGGGCCCAGACAUCGCCGAUGCCCUCGCUCCCACUGGCUACCCUAAGCCAGGUGUGCAAAAGGUGGAAUGGUUCAAGCUGCAACUGAUGCUCUCCGGCAACACCUACAUAGAUCCCAUCAACCUUCCUCCUCUUCCUCCUGGAAAAUCCGAGAUCGAUGUCGCCGCCGAUUACCUCUUCAAACUUCGACAAGCCAUGCGCGUCCAAUUGCAAAAGACGCUGGGCGAGGUGUUCAAUCGAGAAGAGCGCAACAUCCGAUACUUCUUGACCGUACCUGCCAUCUGGAAUGAUGCGGGCAAAGCUGCGACAAGAGCAGCCGCCAUCCAAGCUGGUUUCAUCCGCGACGAAAACGACAACAGACUCACUCUCAUUACCGAACCUGAAGCCGCAGCCAUGUUCUGUUCCAAAACUGGUCUCCUCAACCUCAAGAUCCAUGACGCUGUCCUGAUCGUCGAUUGUGGUGGUGGUACUGUCGAUCUGAUCGCCUACGAAGUCGAAGAAGAAACUCCUUUUACCGUGGCGGAAUGCACAGCUGGAAGCGGUGACUCCUGUGGUUCAACAGCUCUCAACCGGAAUUUUUCCAACAUCCUACGCGCCAAGAUCAGGAAAAUGAAGCUGCCGGAUGGUUCAAAGACGGCGGGCAGAGUUUAUGCCAAAUGCAUCAUGGAUUUUGAGAAUCGAAUCAAGGCCGAUUUCCGCAACAAUGGGCAAAAAUGGGCCGUGGAUGUUGGCAUCGAGGCAGAGUUCCCCGAAGCUGGCAUCGAAGAAGGAUACAUGACCUUUACCAACGAAGAAAUCCUCCAGUGCUUCGAGCCUGUCGUCAAUCGCAUUCUCGAACUCGUACGCAAUCAGAUCAUCGCCAUUCAAGCACAGAACAGAUCGUUACAGAACGUGCUUGUGGUGGGUGGGUUUGGUGCGUCCGAAUACCUUUUCCAGCAGAUCAAGUUGCAUGUGCCCCCACAAUUCCAGUCCAAGGUCGUUCGGCCCAUGGACUCAGUCGCUGCUAUCGUCAAGGGUGCUGUGACAGCAGGAAUCACGGAAAGAGUCAUCACUUCACGUGUGGCACGACGACACUACCUUAUGGCAACAUUACAACCUUUCAAGGAGGGUUAUCAUCCAGAACAAUACCGUGUACCCAGUCUCGACGGCAAAGAUCGAUGUAAGUAUACUCGACAGAUUUUCGUCCAGAAGGGCGAAAGGGUCAAGAUUGGUGAGCCCGUCAAGGUCUCCUUCUUCAGGCAAGUUGCGCCAGGAGCCACCUUGAUGUAUGAGGAUAUUUUGUAUGCUUGUGAUGAGGAUGUUUGCCCUGAAUACACAAAAGAUCCUCGAAUCAAGGAGGUCGUCACACUCACUUCAGACCUGUCCAGAAAGAAUCUCGAAAAGGAUUUUGAACGAAUGGACACGCCACAAGGAACCUUUUACCGCGUUUACUUCGAUAUCUACCUGACACUGGACGGCUCAGAAUUCAACGCCGAAUUGGUUUGCCAAGGAGAGGUCAUGGGACGAUGUUCGGCCAGAUUCAGAUGA